Messenger RNA from Thunnus maccoyii (southern bluefin tuna), 4029 nucleotides. Its product is annotated as sodium-dependent neutral amino acid transporter B(0)AT2-like. Gene Ontology annotation, cellular component: membrane. The coding region runs from base 178 to 2157 and encodes 659 amino acids. The record is from RefSeq and is a predicted model, not a curated record. The transcript is spliced from 13 exons. Lineage: Eukaryota; Metazoa; Chordata; Actinopteri; Scombriformes; Scombridae. Gene Ontology annotation, biological process: sodium ion transmembrane transport.
AGGAGGUUAGUGCUUGACUUUGGUUUGAGGACAUUUGGAUAACUUUUCAAUGAUCUCUAUUGUUUGAUGCCACAAGCCCUUGAACGCAGCGGUUUUAUUGCAUCACACGGAAGAAACAAGCACACGACCACGACUCAUCACGAAACUGCCACAAUACAGCACGCGGACGUUUAGGCGAUGGAGAAGCAGCCCUUGCCCACUGACGAUGACAAGACAGUAACCACUGAGUUAGAGGUCAAUGGCUACGCUGGUGAUGAGAGCCAGCAGGGCUCGUCUGAGCCUGCCGCUCGAGCUGGAUGGAACAGUAAAAUAGAGUAUUUUUUGGCUCAGGUGGGAUUCAGCGUUGGGCUCGGCAACGUCUGGAGGUUUCCAUAUUUGUGCCAUCAGAAUGGAGGAGGAGCUUUUCUCCUCCUGUAUGUGCUGCUGAUGCUGGUUGUGGGUAUUCCCCUGUUCUUCCUGGAGCUGGCAGCCGGUCAGGCCAUCCGACAAGGCAGCAUCGGAGUGUGGAAAUACAUCUCCCCCAAGCUCGCAGGGAUCGGCUACUCCAGCUGUGUGGUGUGUUUCUUUGUGGCUCUCUAUUACAACGUGAUCCUUGCAUGGAGUCUUUUCUACCUCGGGAACUCGUUUCAGCAACCUUUACCUUGGGAACAGUGUCCAGAACAGGGGAAUGUAACUGUAAAGGAAUGUGAAAAGAGCUCCCCCACAUCGUAUUUCUGGUACCGUAAAGCUCUGGAUAUCACAGACUCAAUUGAUGAGACGGGCUCUUUCAACAUCCACAUCGUCUGCUGUCUGCUGGCGGCCUGGACCAUCGUGUGCCUGGGAAUGUUCAAGGGUAUCAAGAGCUCUGUCAAGGUGAUGUAUUUCUCCUCCAUCUUCCCUUACGUGGUGCUGUUCUGCUUCCUCGUGCGUGGACUCAUGCUCGAUGGCGCCUUAGAUGGAAUCACCUACAUGUUUUACCCCAAGCUGGAAAUCUGGGCGGACAUACAGGUGUGGCGGCAGGCAGCCACGCAGGUCUUCUUUGCUCUGGGCCUCGGCUUUGGGUCCAUUAUUGCCUACUCCUCCUACAACCCCAAGAACAACAACUGCCACCGUGAUGCCUUCACUGUCUCCUCUAUAAACUUCCUCACAUCCGUGCUGGCCACUCUGGUGGUGUUUGCUGUGCUCGGCUUCCGCGCCAAAAACAAGGUCAUGGCAUGUGUAGUCAGUAAUGUGAAACUGCUGCCAGAGCCAAACGGUUUUGAGGACCGUAGCUGGAAGCCAGGCUUUGACUACUCUGAUCCCAGCUCUGUGGCCCUAGAGGACUACCGUGCCUGGUUUAAACAACAUGGAAACAAAAUCUCAGACAAUUUAACGGACUGUGACCUGGAAAAAGAGAUGCAGAAGGGUGUGGAGGGAACAGGUCUAGCUUUUAUUGCCUUCACAGAGGCCAUGUCACUCCUUCCUGGCAGCCCUUUUUGGUCAGCGCUCUUCUUCCUCAUGCUGCUGAACUUAGGACUCAGCACUAUGUUUGGCACUAUGGAAGGCAUCCUCGCCCCACUCACAGACCGCUUCAAGACUCUGGCCAACAACAAGACCAAACUCACAAUUUUCAGCUGCAUCAUUGGCUUUCUGAUUGGCCUGCUCUUCACCCAGCGCUGUGGGAACUACUUUGUUACCAUGUUUGAUGAUUACUCUGCCACCCUGCCGCUCAUCAUUGUGGUAGUUUUUGAGACCUUUAGUGUGUCUUGGAUGUAUGGAGCUGAUAGAUUCCUUGACGACAUUGAGGUCAUGCUGGGCUGGCGUCCCCCUGCAAUUUACAAGUACCUGUGGAAAUACAUUUGCCUGCUUGCUAUGCUGGGGCUGCUCGGAGCCACAAUCGUUCGCAUGUUCAUCACACGACCCACUUACAUGGCAUGGAACCAAGCAAAGGCUUCUGAGGAGCACCUGCCGUACCCUGGCUGGGCUCUGGCUGUUCUGGCUUUACUGAUCAUAUUUGCCAUGACGCCCACCCCACUGGCCUUUAUCCACUCUGUUCUGCAGGACAGGACGAAACAAAAAUCCAGAGAUACAGAGAUCGGUCAGUACAGCAUUGUUAGCACUGACGACAAGUGUGAAACUCCCAUGACUGACUUGUCAGAACUGGAUCAAAGGAACGGGGCUGCUGCCUCCUUGUCUUGAAUGUUGGACUUGAUUAUACACAGUGAGAAAUAACUUGCAGUAUGCAGACAAAAUUUUAGUCCAACUUUUGUUUAAUGUGGAAAAUGUGGAACUAAUAAUUUGUUGUCGCACAAAUCCCCAAUAACUGUUGAUUUUAUAGUUGAUGUCCAAAUGAGUAAAAUCAAUAUUUUAUAGUUUGCAAUAUAAGCCAUAAACAUCAUGUCAUAAUCUCACAUUUUUUUGUUUAGUAUAACUGACAAUAAUUUGUCCAUUUAUUUUAUCUCACAUUUCUGUGAGCCUUUUUAGGUGUACUUUCAUAUGAGAUGUACUUAAUCAUUUCAAGAGCCUACAAUGAUUCCAAAAAUGAUCAGUUUUCCAAAAUCAGCAACACUUUCCUUACAUUUUGUUGGGGAAAGAAUUACAGUACAUUUUUAAAAUCUCACCUAUUAUUUAAAGCUCUUCCGUGAUAUUUUUUUUUAGAUUUUUAAUAAGUGUCAUUCUUCUUUUUAUAGCACAGUAUAUGAGACAGUUUUGUUUGAAUCGUUUCAUGCUGUGUUGCUUUAGAUUGUCAGUUAUGAUUCGAGUUGAGUUACAACACAAACACUGAGCCUGAAUCAAGACAGGAAAAUGAUGACCUCACUGUAUCUGUGUGUAAGACGAAAAUACAUACGGUGCACGUAACACUACAUAGAUGCUGUCUUGUCUAAAGCUGCACCUGUUGCUGUACUUGGUGUUACUUCAGUCCAGAAAUAAUCAGGAGGCUCAUGAACUGAGUGUAAAUGUUUAGCGAGACUGUUACAGCUACAGUAUUAUUACUGUUCACUACACAGAAGCCUUAUAACCAUGUUUACAGCUCAAAAAAUACUAUCGAGCCCUGUGUCACUGUUUUGGUUCUACAGUUUGAUAGUAUAUGGUACGUAUACAUAUUUAUUGUGUAGCUGCACAAUCGUGUUAACAUUCUCUGUUCAAACCAACCUGAAAUCCAAUAGUUGAUACAUAUGGUAUCACACAUUUGUUUUUGGUUUUUUUUCUCACUUGGUUUUACAGGGAUUUAUAUUUUACAAUCAAUCAAGUCGGAAAUUAAGUUCCCAUCACCCUGUUCUUUUUUUUAAUAGUUGUGAUGUCAGACAUUAACAGCAGCUCACAGGUACACCGACUGUUGGCAGCCAGAUUUUUGCUGAACCUUUUGGUAGCAUGGCACCGAUACCAUGAAGAAAGAUUAAAAAUAGUAAUGUAAAUAUGUAUAUAGUACAUGUAAAAAUGCUCUAAGAACAAAUGUAAUUUGUGCAACAUUUGUGGGAUUGUAUGUCAAUUUUUAUUUGGAAAUUGGAAGUUUGCAUGAAGCUUUUUUUUUUUUUUUUUUUUAAAGUGGGUUAAGGAGGAAACUAGCUUAAUUUUUAAAAAGCUAUAUAAAACCACUGACCAGACAAAGUAUGACUUCAGUUCUGAGUUAAAAGUAUGUGACGUAAUUAAGGUGCUGAUCUUGCAAAAAAUAAUUUUUUAGACUUAACUGCUCGGCAGAUUUGUGAUAAGAUUUUACACAAAGCCACAUCACUCUUUUUGUAUUUUCGUAGCCAUUUUGCUGAGAAUAAAGUUGUAAUAUUUUUACAUUUUCAGCAGGUUACUAUCAAAGAUGAAUUGAUCUUAAUGAACUUGAAUGCUGUUGAAUGUUCAUGUACAAAGUGCCUUCAGAUUUAAUGAGGCUGAUUGAACAAAAUGUUAAAAGCAUUCCAGCAUAUGUAUAGUUUGAAAAACAUUUCUUUUUGUAGAUUCCCUUUUUAAUAGUGUUAUAUGUAGUCUGUAUAAAAGGAUUUUUUGAGAAAAUGUAAUAUAAUGCCAAUGCUAUGUAAUAUAUUGUUGCCAUCAUUUUUAUUAAAACAUCUUUCAGCGCUA